AUGAUCUCCACCGACCGGCAAAAGAAGCAAUUUCAAGAAAAGAUGACAUCCCUCAACAAGGGCUUCAUCAAAGCGCUCCAACAAUGGACAGAAUCGUGCCCUCACUAUGAUCUCUCGCCCAGCGUCAAGUCCUACCUGCAGCACGUCAAGGCACUCGACGAUACCUACGCAAAUGACACGGCUACGCCCGGCAAUCGUCCCAUUGCCAAGGCCCGUCGCAAGUUCGAUCAAAGCAGCUCGGAGACGCCCAAAACUUCAAGCGGCCUCGGCGCCGUGUCGUCAACGCCAUUCACCAAUGCCCCAAAGUUUCGAUUGUCGGACGUCUCGGUGAUCGCGCCAAUUAAUACACCAGAUCGCUCUGCGGCCCCGGAGUCUGCAAGCUUGCCCAGCGGUACCAGCCGAAAACGGGCAAUGCGGGGAGGCGGACCACUUGGAGAACCCGAAACCGUCGUAUUCCGUGAUCAGGACAAAGCCGCCGAGCCGAAAUCAAACCUCGGCGCCACGUUAGCUGGACUUCCAUCAUUUCCGAAACCCGGGCCCGAAUUCUGGGGCUUUGGCAAAAAGGCCGAAGAUACGUCCAGCAGUUCACCGGCAAAAUCUGCUGAGCCUAAGAAAGACGAACCUGCCAAGGAAAAGCCAGCCCCAGCACUGGGCGGAUUCACGUUCAACGCCGGAGCGCAAAAUGGGGAUGAUACUAAGAAAGAUGCGGCACCCAGUUUCCCGAACUUCUUCGGUGCCUCCGCAAAGUCGACCGAGGGGCCUAAAUUCCCAAUGUUUGGAACUUCUGCACCAAAGACUGGUGACGCGCCUAACGAUGCCCCAAAGUUGGCAUUCCCGAGCUUCUUCGGGUCGAGUGCACCGUCGGCGGAUGGGACCGUGAAGCUUGCCUUUGGACCUUCUACGGACGCUCCCAAAGCCGAUGACCAAGAUGGUGAGGAAGGUGAAUAUGUCCCUCCAAAGGCUGAAGUCGUCGAGAACAAGGAGCCAGACGCGUUUUACAGCAUCAAAUGCGCCGCCUUCAAAAUGAACAGGGAGAAGAAAUAUGACAAGCUCGGCGUCGGCAUGUUCCACAUGAAGGACGUCGAUGGCAAGAAGAGCGUGCUCGUACGUGCAGCGACGACCGUCGGAACCGUCUGGGUGAAUGCGCUGAUGAAUUCGUCGAUGAAGCUCGCUAAGCAGGAUGACACCAAGCUGCGGAUAAUCUGCCCGACCGGCGAGGGAGAGAUUUCCAUCUACCUAUUCCGUUUUUCCUCCAAGACCGACGCCGAGAAAGUUCUGGAGACUAUUGAAAAAGAGACAAAG
Molecule: messenger RNA, 1302 nt
Organism: Mesorhabditis spiculigera
Lineage: Eukaryota; Metazoa; Nematoda; Chromadorea; Rhabditida; Rhabditidae
Source: the annotation of a GenBank genome assembly